Acanthosepion pharaonis is the source of this 1680-nucleotide messenger RNA. The record is from the annotation of a GenBank genome assembly. Lineage: Eukaryota; Metazoa; Mollusca; Cephalopoda; Sepiida; Sepiidae.
AUGGGUGCCCACCGUGUAUCCGCAAGCAUGGGUGUUGGGGUCGCCGGGAGCAUAGCCCAUACAGGGGUCGGUGAGAUGAAGAAUAAACGAGAGGGGGAGAAGAAGAACAUUCAAGAUCUGAAUGACAGGCUUGCGGCGUACAUUUCCCAGGUUCGAUCCUUGCAAUUGGAGAACACUGCCCUUCAUGAUGCUCUCAAGAAGAAGAGGAAAGAGUUUGAUGUUGAACCUAUGAAAGAAGCCUAUCAAGCAGAAAUUGACGAAACCAAAAAGUUGCUUGAAGAGGCUAAUAAAGAAAACGCUGAAUUGAAAGUUCAAGUAACCAGUAUCGAAGAUGAACUGGAGGAUCAACGAUCAGUAUGCCGCAUUCAUGAAGAAAGGAUUGACCAAUUGCAAGACAAAGUCAAUAGCCUUAAUGAUGAAAAUUCUCAUCGGACCGCUGAAUGCGAUAUGCUGCGGAGAAAGGUGGAAGAACUUGAGCAUCAAGUGGGUCAUUGGAAAGCCAAAUACAAUGAGGUUUACUCCCAACUGCAAGCAACCAGAGCCGACUUGAAAGAUGAGACCAACCAACGUAUCGCUGAACAUUCACGUGCUGAGGCUUUACAGGAAGAACUCGAUUUUCUGAAAACCGUCACUGAUGCGGAAAUAAAAGAAUACAAGGCGAUGCUGUCGAAAGAAGAUGAGACAGGAAUUAACGUCCGUGACGCAUGGAAUGACGAACUCUCUAAAUGCAUGAAGGAACUGAGAGAGGAAUAUGAACAAAGACUGGGCGAUAUUUCCCAAGAAUUGUCAAGCCGUUACGAAAGCCAGUUGCAACAAAUCAGUCAAAGUGCUGCUAAAGCCGAACCAUCCAGCGUUGUGCAUUCCAAGGACGAUUCCAGAAAAUACCGAACUGAGUUGUCUCAGAAGGACAUGAGAAUUAAAGAACUCGAGGGUCAGCUUGAGAGAAUGAAAAUGGAGUUGCGCAGCUUGCACAGUCAACUGGACAGAGUAAAUGACGAGUUGUUGAACGAAAAAGAGAUGAGAGCAAAUGAGGUGUCCAAACUCCAUGAAGAAAUGGAAGCAAUGGUCAGAGAGUUACAGAUGUUGAUGGACGCCAAACUGUCACUCGAGUUGGAAAUUGCUGCUUAUAGAAAACUCUUGGAAGGUGAAGAGAACAGACUUUCGAUUGGACACAUGACCGGAAUGAUUGGUGGAUAUCGCUCAGAGAGUGGAGACGCCCUGGCCAACAUUCUUGAUCAUUCCUCUGGAUCAACUACUGGCGACUCUGGUUCCAUAACCACGGCUACAGGUCGGAUCACUAUGACGCGUACCGCAAAAAGUCCCUUCUCUAUCCACGAGGUUGACAACAAUGGUCGUUUCGUUAUAAUUGAAAACGCGUCUACCUACCGAUCAAAAAUUUCGGUGAAUUUGAAAGGAUGGAGACUGACUCGAAAAUAUGCAGCAUCCGGCAUUAAUCAAGAAAUCAACCUCGAACACGUCUUCCAAAAUGAGUAUAACCUUGAUGCGGAACAAACUGUCACAAUCUGGGCUAAGAAUUUCGAAAAAGAAGCCGAUAGCAGAAAAGGUAACAUUAUCUCUAACAUUGACAACUGGGGCGACAUGAGCAGAACUUCUGAACUGGAGUUAAUCGAUGAUAAGGGUGUCGUAAAAGCUACCCUGAGCAUUAAAGUUACCUUCUAG